AUGUAUGAGGUGGUGCUUGAGGGUGGGCAAUCGGGGACCGGGCAGAGCUUUGUCGGGUUAUUGGACAGCUCACGGGUUGGAUUGGCGCAAGCUUUGAAAUGCUCGAAUUUGGCGGGCCCAAUCCCAAACCCCUCCCACACCCGCCGCCCCGUCGCCCCGUCGCCGGCCUCCGACGCCUGCGUCGGAUUAUUCCUCUCUUACUCCUACGAAAGCGGAAGGAUCCUCUCGCCGAUUCAGCCCUCGGAUCCACCUACGUCUGCUCCACCUCCGACGAUCGCCGGAUUGAAGCAUCUCGAUAGAAACAGAGGCCGACCCGAUGGGACUCGAUCGGACCUGAAAAGUCAUCCACUCCAGCCUCUACGCCUCGCUACGGACGAACUUGCCCCGGGAGGUCAUGGGUUUCCGGGCCUACCCGUUCGUGGCAAGCGGGAAGCCCGGGAGAGAUCUGAGGAGGUUUCCGGGCUCGGUGAAGUGGUUAGGUUUAGGAGUGAGAUGUCCCAUGUGGGGUUUGCGGAGGGUCGGAAUUGGUCGGUAAGAUCGAAAAUUGGGAAUGAGAAACGUGGAUACGAUGAGGUGUACGACGCCGUGGUAGUCUACAACGGGCAUUAUACGGAGCCCCGGGUUGCAGAUAUACCUGGGAUCACAAAAAGCGGCGCUAUGAAAAAUAUGUCCGUCCCCAGAUCCUUCUUCGACAGGAAGUGCAUCAGUAGCGUCACGAGCCCUCUCAUCGACUCCCCGAGCAGAAACGCCAGUAGGUCAUUGUACACUUUACUAACCUCGACGCUCUUGAAAAAUUGCAGGGUAGCCACCGCGGAUCUGCACUGA
This is a messenger RNA of Striga asiatica, 825 nucleotides long. NCBI's taxonomy places the organism in Eukaryota, Viridiplantae, Streptophyta, Magnoliopsida, Lamiales, Orobanchaceae. The record is from the annotation of a GenBank genome assembly.